Haliotis rufescens (red abalone) is the source of this 5836-nucleotide messenger RNA. Its product is annotated as mucin-5AC-like. The record is from RefSeq and is a predicted model, not a curated record. The transcript is spliced from 2 exons. Lineage: Eukaryota; Metazoa; Mollusca; Gastropoda; Lepetellida; Haliotidae. The coding region runs from base 168 to 3881 and encodes 1237 amino acids.
UUUCUACAGGGCACUAAAUAUCUAAGACACCGUUAGCAAUGGCCGCCCACAAGAGAACAACAUUUCGUCUCGGCUGUAAAUCGUCGGCUAUAUUACGAAAAAUGGCGUAAAAAGACAACACGGAGAUGCAGUGAGACUAAUGUUCUGCACACAACGAUCAUGUCAUCAUGAAUAAGCAAUACACAUUCUUUAAUGCAGAAGUCGAGGCGGAAGGAAAUAUAAAAUUUGUCAACAUUGGUUGUGUAGAUCCACAGAAAAUAGAGAAGGGCCCCACUGUCCAACAGUCGGGCACAAUGCAGCCCAACUUUGUACCAGUCAUUAUGCCCAACCAGACAUUCACCAGAGUCCCCUCAGGGACUGAAUCUGUGGGCCCGGGGCCGUUGAGGUUCCUCACAGGGUCAACAGGGUCCUCUGUAUCGUCUAUGAUCAUGUCCCAACUGGCCAGCCUGCCAGUGCUACAGAACACUGGGUCUACCAUGCAGGUCAUUCCCAGUUCUAAGUUUAUGGCAGGCAACAGCACUGCCUCUGUCGUUGGUCAAACGCUGCCUGUUAUGCAGUGUGUAAGUGGAUCUUUUCAAGCAUCAAAUACUCUUCAGGUGAUACAGAACCAGGCUAACAUCCAGAUGGUGCAAAAUCAGCCGUCUGCCAGUGCCUCGAUUUUGCGGAAUUCUCAUACAAGUAACAUUCAAAUCUUGCAGAAUCCGUCUCAGAAUGCAAUACAGGUAAUGACAGCUCCAUCACAGGUUGUGCAGAAUGAGCCUCCAAGCAAUCCCCAAAUCACUCAUCAGCCAAGCUUGCAGAAUCAGUCACAGAAUGCAAUACAAGUGAUGUCUGCUCCGUCUCAGGUUGUGCAGCCUCAGAGCAAUCCCCCAAUCAUCCAACAGCCACAUUUGCAAAUCAUCCAAACUCCCUCCGGGGAACUGCAGCUUGUCCCAGUGGAACAGACCAUGCCUGCCAACUCCUUCUCCAAUGCUGUCAGCAUUCUGAAACCUCAGCGUGUUGUUGGUAACAAAAAGGUUAUAACAGAAGCCAAGUCUCUGAUCAAGAAGGAAAUUGGUUCAGAUGACCAAUCAGUUGCAAGUGAGAAGAGCCCAUCUGCUGCUAACCCAAUACUAAACAAUUUGUUAAAGAAAGUCAGGAGUAGAAUGGACAACAAUCGGCAAAAAAAGGCAUCUGUGGCUAAGGAAGAGUCUAGCAAGGCCCAAGCUAAGCAACUUCCAAAUAUUCUUCCCAAAGUUAAGCUGCUUACCCCCGAAGAACUCUUAAAACAACACCAGGAGGUACAUAUAAACCAGCCAGUACAGAAUGAAACUGAGACAAAGACAUCAGAUGAUAAAGAUGCAGAUAAAGAUGAUGAUAAACCUGUUGUUAUCAUCAAGGACCAACACAAGGAGAAUAUGGAAGACAAGAUCACGUUUGCUGGCACCUCGGUGAAGCCUAAAUUUGCCAUAGAAUUCUCUCCAAAUAAUCUGCAAGCCUAUGUUCAAGCCGUUGCAAAUGCUGUGGAGACUCAUAAGACCAUGUCCGAGCAGAGUAAGUUAGAACUCAAGAUCAAACGUAAGAAGGUCAGGAGCAAAUGUGUAGAAGAAGAGUGUUUUCUGAUGGCUGAAGUUCCCAAAGAAAGUGCUUCAGUGCCGAAAGCUUCACGGCGGAAACAGACAUUAGCUGUGAGGAAAGACCCAUUUGAUGGAUGCGAAAUGGUAGUUGAACCUUAUAAAAGACAACCCAGAAAACGAAAGAAAGCAGCUGCUAGCGCAGAGUCCGCUGUGCCCCCUGCAAAGAUGACAAACUCUCAGACUGAUGUAACACUGCAUGAUACUGAAAACAGUGUUGAAGUUGUUCCUACCCCUGAUCCUGAAACAAAUCAGAAGCAGAAGUCUCCACCUCGAGAGAUUGGUAUCUUCAUUCCACCUACCAUGUCCAACUCUUUUUCUUCAUCAAGCAAAAAAUUUAAGCCUCAAUAUCAGGUUAAAGACAAAGAAAGUAUCAGUUCUUCUUCAUCCAGUCUAUCUACAACAUCCACAGUCUCAGUACCAACAAGUUCUUUGCAGAAUUCUGACGAAUCUGUCCUUCCAGUUCCAGUCAAUGAAAUCAAGAUAGAACCUCAGGAGAAAACGGUAUCUCCUUCAAAUACCAUACCCUGCAAACUGAAAAAUGUUUCAUCAAAUGACAAGAUUACAAAGGACAGGCCCGUGAAACAGUCGAAAUGUGAAACAUUGUCCCAUAUCUCCUCCAACACCGAAGCUUCCAGAAACCCAUGUCCUUUACCCAUGGCAUCAAUUAAGGUGGAAACUUUGAGUUCUGGGUAUGAUUCCUCACCAUGUAGAAAAAUUAUCAAAAAAAAUUUAAAUUUUGGUUCUACUGAGGUGGCCAGAUUGACAGCAAUAUCAAAGAUGCCAUCUCCUCUUCCGAAACCUAUGUCACCAAGUAAAACGGUGGCAGCCCCACGUCCAUGCAUAGAACCCCCAAAAGAAAAUGUUCCUCAUUCAGCUCCAGAACCUACUUCAGUAGAGCAACUUUUAGAGCAGCAAAGCACAGUCUAUCAAUAUUCAGUGCUCCCAACUUCACGUCAUACAAAAUCAGUGCAACAAAGUCAACAGCACCUAAGUGCACUAAACCAAGCUCUGAUGCAGCGUGUCACUGAAUUUAAAAAAGUAUUCAAUUCUGUUGUAAGGGUCAACACGAACCUUCCUGAAGGUCAUGUCUUGGAAGAAAGUCAACAGUUUCCUUUGCCUUCUUCCAAACAACCUUCAGUAAUGCAAAGUUCAGUAGAGCAAAGUUCAGUUGAGCAAAGUGCAGUGCACCUAAGUCAAGAUCAUCUAACUGCAGUGCACCAGACCAUGGUGGAAGGUGUCACUGCUUUCCAAAAGGUUUUCAGUUCAGUCACAAGUACGAACACGAAGCCUCCUGAAGGUACUGCCUCGGAAGGACCUAAAGUCUCUAUAGCCGAGACGCCAAUACUAGCCACAAAUACAAUAAUAUCCCAAGAAAAUUCUCUGCAGACCACCCUCGGGAACCAAAGUAUUCAAACCGGCUUCCUUACACCAGCAGUUCAAGAGGAUCCGUCGGGGACCCCCAAACCAAAUGGGCUCCUUCUGCCAGCAACUGUAAAUGUUGUACAACCAACAAUUGGUCCAACUAAAUUGCCAACUGUUAAUUCAAGUGUGACAGUACCAGUUACUCCUUUAUAUUCGUCCAAUUUUAUGCAGGUUCCUUCUAUUUCACGACCUUCUUUGAACAUCGUUAACCAUGCCAACCAGCAAAAGAAAGUGUAUGUUGUCCCCUCAUCUCUGUACACUGCCCUGGUGGCGCAAGCAAACUCAGGAAAACCUGUGCGACUGACGUCUGCUCAACUCAUGGCUUCUCUGGAACAGACUGCUUCUGGAACAAUGGCAAUACCAAAGACCUUAAUUGAUGCCAGUGAUGUUAAGUUGGUCAAAAAGCAAGACGAAUAUAAGAGUCCUUUAAUUCCAGUACCGGUAACAGAUCUAUUACGUACUGACAACAACCCUGAUGUAUGUGAAGACACGGACAUAGGGUUGAUGGAACUUAAAAUAGAGUCUGUGUUUUCGCUUAAUAAGGUUUGUUGUAAGCUGAUGGACAAGGUUCCUAGCUAUUUAGAUAUGUGUCUCAAUUCCAAGUUAGAACACUCCCUGAAAUUGUGUUUUGUUGUGCUAGACGACAGCCUGCCUCCAUUGUUUCGGGGCAUAGCUGGCACCAAGAGGACUCGCUUCAAGAUGCCCAAGGCCUGUACUGAAUCAUGCAGAACCCAGGCAUUAGACUCAAUGUGUGUGAAAAAUAAGUGGCGUAAUAUUCGAUUUGGAGAAGGUAAUUCUCAGACUUUUUCUGAACCAGUAACAAAAUGUGCAAAACGAGAAUAGAAAAGAACAGAAAGUAUGAGGUGCCUUAUCUGACUACCCAGUGUUCAAGCUCUUUUCGUUAAGCUCUAUUUUUGUGUUAGUUUUUGUUAGUUUAUUGCUCAUGUUAUUUUAUCAUGAAGUUAUUUACAUGAAAGGGUUUGAAAGUUAACUUGUUUUCAAUAAUCGCCAUAAUCUCUAAACAAAUGUCUGUCUGUGUUAAAGUAAAGGGGUUCUGGCAGUUGUAGUGAUGAGACUGUGAGCAAUAUGUGCAAUUUCUUCAGCCAUUUUCAUCCUUGUGAUGAUGCUGGUGAAUAUAAUAAUUAAUAACUAUGGUAUAAGAUUUUACAAAUAUCCAGUCUGCUGGCCAAACGACAGGAAACAUCACUCAUGUUACAGUGCUCAACACUAACACUGGUCUGCUGGUCAAGUCUAGUAUAUUUUCUUAAGGACCAGAAAAGUUAAAUAAAUACUGGUCCGCUGGUCCAGUGUUAUUUUGUAUAUAUUUAAGUUUAUACGACUUUUGAAAUCAGCGAUAGAUGGAGUCUAAACUCUAAGCACCAUUGUGUCUAGUAGAGAUCCAACAGGACCAAUAGAUUUUUUCUUUGGUGCCAGUCCUUUAGACCACUGACAAAUUUUGGUCAGCGUCAAGCACGGAAUGUGAAUCAGGACAAGUAUUAUAAAUUCUAUCUCCAUUUGAAAAUACUCAAUUCUUAUUGGCCAAAUUACAGUAAGAAAGUACUUCUUUCUCAAUUAUGGUCAGAAUCUAAUAUUGUUAGGAAACAACUUCUUUCUCAAUCAUGGUCAGAAACAAAUAUUUAUAGGAAACAACUUUUUCCGACAAAAUAUUCCAUGGAUGUGCAACAAUUAUUUUUUUGAAGAAAACAAUGGAAAUCAACAAAGAGAGUGUUAGGGCUGGGAGGGGUAGCUCAGUACUCAGGUCAGGUAGGUCCUGAGUAGGAGCUGGGUACACACAGGACUACCCAGAGCUGUAGUCACGUGAUAUAAUAUUUAAUGACAAUAACAAUCAAACUCCAUGGUUACACUACAAAUCGCUAAAUUUCUUUCUGACUAUGCACACAUUCCUUCUGACUUUUACAUGUUUCUGUAAUAUUCAGUGUCUGCAUGAUCAGAUUGUUUUAUGCAUGUAUCGAAGUAGUUUUUGACAGGGCUCCGGUAAAACAAUUUUCAAUCAGACAUUUUAUAUCCAACUUGAGACCUACAGUGGGUACCCAGGUAGGGUCGGGUAGCGGGGGUUGGGUACCCAGGUAAUACAUUUUAACUCCCAGCCCUAGAGUGUAUAACUUGAACCUUUCCAGAUAAGCUUCAGCUUUCUCAGAUUCGACCACUUUAGGUUUGCAUGCUAAGUAGCCGUGCUACACACUUUCAGCGUUCCAGUAUUUAUGGGUAAAGCCACGGAUGACCAAACCAAUAUUUGAGUAUAUUCAUCAGUGACGUGUUAUUUUUUUAGCAAUUAUCAGUAAUAUUUUUUCAAAUCUACAACCUAUUGAACUCAAACUUAGCUUGUGCUACCUCACCUGAAAAUUUUGUAAAAUUAUAUUUGCUGAAAGCUGCUUAUAUAUUAGAUGAGAGAGAACUAAUGUCAGACACUUAAUAUCUGAAGAGAACCCAUCUACCAAGCAAGUGGAGAAGUCAGAUUUGUAAUGGUUUUCCUAUUAUUAUUAUUAUUAUUAUUAUUAUUAUUAUUAAUAAAUAUUAUAUUUUUUAAAUAUUUUUUUUAUGCUGAGUACUAAAGAAAAUGUGAGUUUUGUUUAGUCAAGAUUUAAAAAGUUGUUUUUUUGUUCAGCAAUUCUGUUAGACAAAGAGAAUUAUUAGAAUAUAAAUGAGUAAAAUUACUCAGAUAAUCUUGUUCCUGUCUGUGAAUGUUUCUUAAGAAGAUGCAAUAUGAGGCUAAUAUGUGACAAUGCAAUGUGUGCAUCCAAGUCUUUUCUUUAUGAUUCAAUAAAGAUAAUGAUACA